Centruroides sculpturatus (bark scorpion) is the source of this 2004-nucleotide messenger RNA. Its product is annotated as nose resistant to fluoxetine protein 6-like. The coding region runs from base 1 to 2004 and encodes 667 amino acids. The transcript is spliced from 14 exons. Gene Ontology annotation, molecular function: acyltransferase activity, transferring groups other than amino-acyl groups. The record is from RefSeq and is a predicted model, not a curated record. NCBI's taxonomy places the organism in Eukaryota, Metazoa, Arthropoda, Arachnida, Scorpiones, Buthidae.
AUGGAGUUUAAGAAUUUUCUUAUUUUCUUAGUAUUUCUGGCUAUAACUCAAUCUUACGCGAUCUCCAGCAGCCGAAAUCCUGACGACAAUGAUGAAAUAGAACAGACCUUGAUGACGAUACGAAAUGCAGAAGUAAAAAUGAAACAUGCUUUGAAGUCUAUCAUAAAACAAAGUCUACCUUACGUAAUGAAGAUUUUCGAAGAAGUAAAUGUAUCUUCAUCUUGUCUGAAGGCUUCAACGCACUUCCUGAGAGACUUGAUAAGACUAAAAGGAUGGACAUAUCAAUUAUUGGAUUCUAUAGGAAAACCGGCUGCCGGAAUUCUUGGAGGGAGUCCUUGGUUUCGGGGAGAUUAUGAUCAAUGUUUGGAUAUUGUAACUCACUUCAGUAAGAGAAAAUCUGCAAAUAAAGAGACAAUUCGAGGAAAAUUUUGUGCCGUGUCAAUGAAAUUUCCUUCGUUUAAUCAGGAAACUAUAAAAUUAAUUUCUAGAUAUGGAAAUAUUUCUUUGAUACAGCUAAUAAGAGAAAUCAUCAAGCCAUUAAAAUUAUCAAGAUUAUACGAAUUUAAAGGAACCAUUAUUCAGACACUUCGGUUUGAUGUUUGCAUUCCUAGUAUGUGUAACGAGAAUGAUUUGCAAAGUAUUGGACAUUGGGUAAUAGGAGAUCUGUUGCACGUGGAUUAUUGCAAAACAAUGGAUGACAAAUUAGAAAUUUCUAUUGCUCAACUGAUAUGUAUCAUCAGUUUUGGAUUGUUUCUAAUUUGGGUUUCGCUGGCUGCUAUAUUGGAAGUGCUGACCAAGUAUACGUCAUCCAAAGAAAAAUAUUUGUCACUAUUUCACUUACUCGAAAAUAUCUUUUACGAGAUAUUCCUGCAAGUAUUCGUCAUAAUUGAAUCCUUUUUCUUCUUCAGUGGAUUUUUAACAUUCCAUUCUCGAGAAACAAAUCAAAGACCAAUUAUUUAUUAUGUUCAGUUUAUAAUCAAACGAAUAAACAGAUUAACUCUUCCCGUUAUGUGUUCGUUGUUAUUGUGUAUUGUUUUACCUCUUCUCGGAGAUGGUCCUCAUUCGCAAGUGCUCGUUGAUCAUGGGAAAUUACUGGAACGGAAUUGGUGGAUGUACGUAAUUCACGUACAAAAUAUAUUUGAAAGAGAAUCAUUCAGUUCGAAUCAUCAGUUUUGGAUUGUUUCUAAUUUGGGUUUCGCUGGCUGCUAUAUUGGAAGUGUUGACCAAGUAUACGUCAUCCAAAGAUGGCCGAAAAGUGGAAUCGUGGUUACAUCAGCCUUGAUUCUUACAGGAAUUGCAACAGAUAUAAGUGAUCUUUAUACAGGAAAUUAUUAUGCAGUAGUUAGUAAUGCUAAUAAGUUGUUAGAAUACAGAAAUCAUCAUUACGUUUUGCCAUGGUUUUCUCAUAUGUCUACGUAUUUUCUUGGUGUACUGUUCGGAUGUCUUCUGCCAAAGAAUAAAACUGUCAGAUUUCAGAAGAAAACACUUAUCGUCCUUUGGAUUGCUUCUCUUGCCCUGUUGGGUCUAUCAAUAUUCUCCUUAUUUAAGUUGAAAAACGAAGAUUCUCCUAACGAAAACUACCUGAUUGCAUUUCAGUCGUUUGCUCCCUUGGCGUGGACAUUAGGUUUAAGUUGGAUUUGUGUGGCAUGUAUUACUGGAUAUGGAGGAAUGAUCAACCGAUUUUUUUCGUCGGACGUAUUUGUAAUAUUAGACCAUUUAAACAUUUGGAUAUAUCUAAUACACGCACCGGUAAUUUUUUAUAUUUCUGCAAAUAUAAGAAAUUCGAUAGUCCUGACGAAAAUGAAUUUGUGGAUGAUAUUUUUCUUUGUGCUAUUCCUCACAGUAAUCACUUCUAUGGUUUUCUAUGUAUUUAUCGAGUCGCCCAUAAACAAUCUGCUUUCCAAAUUACUGAAAAUAUUAUCAUCCAAGAAAGUGGUUUUUAAUAACAAGAACGAAAAUAAGAAAAUGCAAGACGGGCGCUAUUCGGAAAGUUAUCAUUCUUAA